AUGGCGGAGCGCGUGAAAUGGGAGAGUGGCGUGGGUGAUGGUCGUGAAGGCCCUGGAGAAGAAGCCAAUGAUAACGAUGUCGCCUCGCAAGCACACGAAGAUGACCAAAAUGAAACCAAGAAAGGCGAGCCAGGCGCUGCACCAGUCACCCAGUUCGAAAUACCCUACGCCAGCGGGGAGACGAGGCACUUCCAGCUCAAGCAAGGUCCCAACAACUCCCUAGCCGCAUAUUGUGGUUUGGCGAAAAGAAUUCUACGGAGGGCUGGUGGACGAGACAUCACCUUCUCAAACGCUCAUGAGUUUGGGGAUCGCGACUGGAUCAUCCUGAACCGUGUGUGUGAGGCCUUUAUACGAGGCCUUCACGACUCGGAGCUAAGAGAAAAACUCGAGAAGUUCCCUUCGCUAUCAUUCAAGCCGUUGUACGAUGCGCCCAGCAAUCACUCCCUCUCAGCCGUGUUGACGCAGGUUGAGGGCGAGGAAGCGCUCCUAGCCUGGGAAACAUGGCCCGCCAGGGAAAUCAUGUACGAGUUCCAGCCUCAAGUUGAGCAGACACUUUUGGCAUGGCAGAACCUCCAGUGGAACCGAAACUUUGGUGUUGACCCUGCCUCGUACGCCAAGGAACUGCAGCUGUGCCUCGACAAGAUCAAAAGAAUCCCUUCGGUCCAACUCGCCAUAUUCACCCAGGGCCACAACGAGACAUCAAGCCAAUAUUUGCAGAGGGCAAGGACCAUACAAGCCAAUCUUCACCAGGGUUUGGACCCUCUUACGAGCGCGGCACGGCUGGAGAUCGCCGCCCGGUACAUUUCGGGUAUUUUCGGCAAGGAGACUCGUGAGUUAGCCAAAGCGGCGAUGGGUUCUUCAACCGAUCCAGUCGAUCUGGAAGAGGUCGGCCAACGACACAAAGUUAUCCAGCUUGCCAGAGACCUCGAGAAAGCGACCGAGCAGGACUCGUGCGACCCAGCCGAUGUGGAAGAUAUUCGGCGCUACAUUGAACUGCUUCGCUCUCCCCUGCACAAAGUCCGGACUGGACCUCGGGAUUGCAGCUACCUGGUUCCCGUUCCGCCAGAGCUGUCGCAGCUGGUCUCUAGGAUCAGAGAGCUGCCUGAGCCUCUCAUUCUGCCGUCCAGCUCGCCACGAGCAAGACAUCGAGAUCCGCUAGAGUUCCCAGCCACCGGGGCUGGCGUGCAAUGUGACAUUAACUUCUCAGCUCACCUGGCCCUCCACAACACCGCGCUUCUGCGCUGCUACUCUCUCACAGAUCCCAGAGUGAGGCCAAUGGUUCUAUUUGUGAAACAUUGGGCGAAAGUUCGGGCCAUCAAUUCCGGAUAUCGGGGAACCUUGAGCAGCUACGGCUACGUGCUGAUGGUGCUGCAUUAUCUCGUCAAUGUCGCCCGGCCCUUUGUAUGUCCCAACCUGCAGCAACUCGCGCCCCGCCCUCCCCCGGACCUGCCUGCUGCGGAAUUCGAGCGCACCGUUCAAUUUCGCGGGUAUAACAUUCAAUUCUGGCGAAAUGAGAACGAAAUCAUGCACCUGGCAGCCAGUCAUCAGCUCAAUCACAACACCGAAAGCGUCGGCCGUCUCCUGCGUGGCUUCUUCGAGUACUUCGCCCAGACAGGCAUCUUGAGCAGCGGCCAGGGCAAGGGAUUCGACUGGGGCAGAGAUGUGCUGAGUUUGAGGACCCAGGGUGGUCUUCUUAGCAAGCAGGAAAAAGGCUGGACCGGUGCAAAGACGGUCUUCGAGGUCCAGGAAGCAGCGAUUGCGCAUCCAGGGAAAGGGGACCAAAUGGCUUCUGACCACGCAGAGCCGGGGCAGCCCCUACAUAAGGGCGAUGAGGUCAAAGAGGUACGCCAUCGGUAUCUAUUCGCUGUGGAGGAUCCUUUCGAGCUCGACCACAACGUUGCUCGAACAGUUACACACAACGGUAUUGUGUCCAUACGUGAUGAGUUCCGGCGCGCCUGGAGGAUCAUCCGCACCGCAGAGGGUGGAGUUCCAAACGAAGACCUGUUGCAAGAUGUCAAGGACGACCAAGACAGCUCUAGCUCGCUCUCCCGCCUCCUAGACGAGAUUCACGGGCCCAAGCACAUUUGGGUCUCUGUUCAAUAG
Messenger RNA from Purpureocillium lilacinum, 2103 nucleotides. RefSeq lists its product as uncharacterized. Lineage: Eukaryota; Fungi; Ascomycota; Sordariomycetes; Hypocreales; Ophiocordycipitaceae. Gene Ontology annotation, molecular function: RNA uridylyltransferase activity. The record is from RefSeq and is a predicted model, not a curated record. Gene Ontology annotation, biological process: RNA 3'-end processing.